This is a messenger RNA of Rhizophagus irregularis DAOM 181602=DAOM 197198, 1474 nucleotides long. NCBI's taxonomy places the organism in Eukaryota, Fungi, Glomeromycota, Glomeromycetes, Glomerales, Glomeraceae. The record is from RefSeq and is a predicted model, not a curated record.
AUGAUGGGGUACCUAACGUGGUACCCGGUUUUUUUUAUGCUUUGCCCCAACAAUCGACUAAGUUACUAAGGGAGACGAAAAAAAUACCUAUUAAAAAAAUAAUUCCCAUAUCCGAAGGAAAGACGGGAAAACAAUAAAAAAAAAAAAAAAAACAUUUGAAACUUUUUAUAAUUUCUUUAAGGACUAUUAAUCUAAAAUAACUUCUUCAGUUUUAUACUUGUUUAUGCCACCUUUGAAAAAGUUUUUUGUUUCGUUGUAAUAAGCUCAAAAACUUUAGUAAAUUACAAAUACACUUAAACAUCAGACUGCGCCACGCCAAGAUGACAUUUCUACAGAACAGUACAAUCAAUCGAAAGUCGUUUCGUCACCGUAAGGUUGACAAUAAGAAACCACUACGAAUCUAUACACCAGGUGAAAUCAACGAAGAUGACUGUAUACCAGUCAGUAGAGCGGGAAUAGAAAUAGAGACAGGGGUAGAGAAGGAGGAGGAAGAGGAAUGGCAUUUAGUGAAUGCAUUAAAACUUCGUACAGAAUCAAUGGAAAAAGGAGCCACAGCUUCUGGAAAAGCCACGAUUCCUGUACCAACGUCAAGUCGACGUAUUUCAUAUUAUGCUGAUGUUUAUCAGACACACAAAUGGAAAAAACCUUCAACAUAUGUUAAAUUUUCUUUACCUGUUGAAGAAUGUAUAGGUUGUCUGUACUGUAUGGACGAAAAAGAUGAUAUAUGGUUAGCGGAGCAUAAACAAAAAAAUAAUUCAACGUUAACUGAAGAUCAAUUUGAGGAAAUAAUGCAACACUUUGAAAAUGUUGCAAAGAAUAAACCUCAAUUAUUGGCAAAGAAACAAUUCCCAUCUUGGCAAGAUUGCGAAGCAUGUCUUUCAGAAUCGUUACUUGUCUUGAAAAGCGAAGCCGAAAAAGUGUAUUCAUAUUGGAAGAAUAAACGUUGGGAUCGGCUUAAACAAUAUCAAAAAGUCGGCCCAUUAAUGUUUGAAAUAAAGACACAAGAAGGUAAAGAUGAAGAAGAUCAUCCAUGGACCUGUUUCCGUCGUCGUGAACUUAAACCUAUAAGAAGAACACGUCGCACAGAGACAGCAUCAUUUGAUAAAUUAAGGAAAAUAAGGAAAGAUAUAAAUUCUGGCCGUCAAAUAAUGGUCCAUGUAACGAUGAGAGAAAAAACAAAGAAACAGAAGAUUGAAUUAGAUCGUAAAAUUUUUGAGAAAGAAUGUACCGCCAGAGAGCUACGAAAGAAGUUGGGUAUUAGGAAUGAAAUAAGUCAUGAGCAACCAAAGGUAUAUAUAUAUUCAUUUAAUUUAUUGGUUGAUCAAGUAUAUUUAUAAAUUAUUUAAUCUGUUUUUUUCUCCUUGCAACUUAAUAGAAGAGCCGAAAAUCAUCUUUGGCGGACUUAUUAGGGUAUGUUCACAUUAAAUACCUUUUAACGUUUUCUAUUAUUAUAUUUACCUUCGAAUUUCAUCGC